This is a messenger RNA of Amoebophrya sp. A25, 430 nucleotides long. The record is from the annotation of a GenBank genome assembly. NCBI's taxonomy places the organism in Eukaryota, Dinophyceae, Syndiniales, Amoebophryaceae.
AUGGAUGGAUUUCUGUCACUCUUGAGGCCCCCGAUUUCUCAAAUAGGUACAAACAGUGUCACGCUUUUUUCUCGAACGCAUUCGCGUUCUCGAAUAAUUAGCAUUCUAGACCAGGUCACAGUCUGUCUGGUCGUCAUUGAAUUGAAUAAAAUGUUGCUACAUAAUGUCAUGCUCAUGUAUUUACUUAAGGUAAUUGGAUGCAAGGCUAUACAAGAUUUUGGUGAUGCAAUUGCAAAAAAGACGAUGCAACAGAAUUGUGUAAUAGUUAGUAACUUCGAAAUGAAGAAAGUAGUUAAAAAGAUAAUGUAUCCUAUGUAUCCAAAAAGUUCGAACUACGAUAAGCAGCGGGACCCCCUGUAAUCCAAGAUAAAUCUGAAGGACGAGGACAUAAUGAACUUGAAAGAAAUCACCACCUAGUCCUAGAAAAUCG